Molecule: messenger RNA, 4652 nt
Organism: Lytechinus pictus (painted urchin)
Lineage: Eukaryota; Metazoa; Echinodermata; Echinoidea; Temnopleuroida; Toxopneustidae
Exons: 6
Coding region: 1-1917 (638 amino acids)
Source: RefSeq, a predicted model, not a curated record
AUGAUUGCAAAAGGUCUCAAAACCUUUUAUGCUCUCACUGGAGCUGGUGCAUAUACAGGUGGCCUCCUACCACAACACUGCGCAACAUUAUGGAGAGUGUACUGUGUCCCCCGCAUGCUCUUUGGAGCCGCGGUCAUUAACUUUACAAAGGGUAUGUUAAAGAGACUCAACCAGUCACAGCUUCAACUGUUCAAGCAGAUUCUUGGCCUACCGAAGUCUGCAGCUGAUGAAGCGGUACACCUUUUGACUGGUCUAAUACCUAUCAGUGCGCAAGUGGACGUUGUGAAGCAGUUGAUAGGACAGUUACUUGACCUCCCUCACGAACGCUUCGAAUAUCGCACCUUUCUUCAUGCCCUCUCCAAGCAAACGGUCACAAUCAGAGCCUGGCAAACUAUCCUUUUGAAGUAUAACCUACCAGAUCUUCAGUCACUUACAUUGGACCCAAUUCCUUACUGCCAAUGGAAGAAAACAGUAAAAACGGCAGUAAACAAUGUGGUCAUACAGUAUGACUCAUACUUGAAACCAUGGAGGCAAUCCAAGCAAAGAAAACGCCCUCAUUCUGGACCUCCAUCAACAUUCGGAACCCCUACCACUUGUAUCCCCGCUGUGGCAGCUCGAGAUUUCUUAGUUGCAUUACAACAGGUAUGCGUAACAGAAGCAUCAAUAAUUUUUUCUUGCGAUUUUGGGAGAGAAGUCUUGAAGAAACCCGGUCAAAAUUCCUGUGGUAUCACAUCACAAGACUGGGUGAUAUACAACGCUCUGACCACGGGGGGCCGUUAUGGUGCGGCAAGAUCUAUGGAUGAUUUAGACGGGUAUUACGUCCUAAAAAGGAUGAAUGGAGGGGGUCGCUUCACCUUACCCCCUCUACAAACCCAGUCAACCAAGGUCCAUCUCUCCUUCUUUUAUAAAUUCAUCACGCCAGGAAGAUGCGGAUUUGAAGUGACCGGUGGACAAAAAGUUACCCCUUUCAAUAUAAACAUCACCUCUGAAGUUGAUAUGUGGCUCCAAGUUCGCGGCGUCACUUUCACCUGCCGAACUGACAUUCAAAAUACUUGCCCAAAGAUUGUCUUCAAAGGUACUUGCAGUCAGAAUACCGGAGUUGUGGCCGUGGAUGAAAUCGUCGUCGAAAGUUUUGACGAUUUACAGACGGCUGUGGACUUGACUUCUUUCGCUACUUCAAGAGACAUCGAAGUAACAUUUGAAAAAGCAGCUAGGUCAAGCACGUCUGCACCCAACACUUCAACUCUUCAACUCCGACCGACCAUGAUCACGAACCUCCAAACGAUUAUGACAUCGAGUCCGAAAGCGAACACUAUUCCAUACCCAAGCGUCAUCGCACUAGCCGUGCUUCUCUUCAUGAUGACUAUCGUGAUAAUUUGCUUACUGUCGAAGAUCUUCUCGUCGAGACGGUGCUUGUUGCUGCAAUAUCCACAUCUGAAUAGGGGAGCAGAGUUUGUUCGAACACUUUCGGACCCGAUUACCCGAGUGUCAAACAAUGACACUGACAUAGUGAGGUUAGUCCAUCAAGCUGAGCAUAAUUUUCAAGAUCAAGAAAGACAUUUGUAUAUCACAAUGAGAGCAAGGACACAGCGGCGUGGUGCUCCGCAAGAGAGAAACGCCGGGGAAAGCACGGACGUCGAUGACCAGCGGACGGACGACGACAGCGACGAAGACUACGUUGAGCCUGAUGAAGAUCUGUACGUGAAUUCCUUUUGGAUUCGGCAUGUGCAGUCGGGUGAAUGUGUUGUUCCUCGGGCGUGUUGCGAAACCAGCAACUUGGAAGACCUUGCCCGACAUGGACCAAGACGCCAUUCGACUAGUGACCUGUUGAGUCAUAACGAGCCAAGAGACAAAGUAAAUGAUGAUGAGUUUUGUCCUAACCCCACGUACGCUCCAUUUGAAGAUAUGUCUUUGUAGUUCUUCGUUAUACGCAGGGCAAUCAUGGAUGCAUCUCAUUGAUCUGACAGUUUUUUUAAACUUGUUUAAAAAAAACUUAUGUCCAUCCAAACUAAAAGUUGAUUUUGAUUAUAAGAGAAAAGAAUCUAGCAAUCUUAAUGACGUCGAAAAUUUUAUCAAAAUUGGGUGUAAAUAGGGACGUCAUAGUGUUUUAAAUGUCGUUCGAUUUUCACAAAAUUAUAUAAUUAUGUAAUGCUGCAGUCGGUUUCCAAUAAGUGGACCGAUGAAACCACCCACUCAAGAUUUCUUUUAUAUCUUACUAUUAUGAAAUGUAAAAUAUUACCUUUUUCUCCUUGUAAAAAAUGUGAUCCAAAGUUGAUUGAUCCCUGAACAUGAGACAAUGCCAUUGUGGUAAACUAUUGUGACGAAGAGUCUGUUUACUGUAACGUGCAAAAACUGAAAUAAUGAGUGAGUACCAUUAUUAAUUCUUUCCUAUAUUUUGUGAAAAAACCGAUAUUUGAUUAUGUUAUAACACACGUAUUCAACAUUAUGAUGUUGAUGAAAAUUUUAGCGUUAUGUUUGUUUGAUUUUUGUCUUUUUACUCAAAUCAGCUAUUUGCUGGAUGUGCUUGCCCUUACUUAAAUGACAAUGGUAUGAUAAUGAUCAUAAAUUAUGACAUCAGUAUUGUAUAUUUUCAUGAAAUAGAUCUAUGCGCUUUAGAUAAAUAUAUAAAAUAUAAUGACGAACAAUAGUAAUCUCAUAAUAAUAAUAGUAAAUUUGACAAUGAUGAUAACAUCGAUAAAAAUGUAUUUUUUACAUUUAGACAAACAAUGAAGUCUGAUAUAAAAAGAAUACAAUUUGCAUAUAACCUAUUGUGUUAAAUACAUAUUGAUAUUUAUUACAUGUUUGUUUACGAAUUUCUAGCUGAGCAAUACUUUUGUUUUCACUCUAAACAAGAAUAUCCUUUUGUGGACAGAAAAAAAAAAUCUUUGGCCGGGAGUGUUUUUUUUUCUUACAAAAAUAGCAAAAAGUUCCGGAACGAAUAGUCCCAAUAAAUGAAUGCCGUAUAAAGGAUGACUUUUGGGUGUAUAUUCGAUUAUAAGAGGUGAAAUAUUUUGUGUUUUAUAAAGGCCUAUAUGUAUGCAAAUCAAAACCUGAAAAAAGUGGAAGGAUUCAUCAUAUUGUGCCAACAAGAAUAUCUGGAAUUGAAUCGGGGAAGAAAACUUUAGAAAAUGAUUUAAAAGGUGAGUUUUCCGAUCGAGUAAAAUAAUUUAUUUCGAAUUAUGUGAAUGUCGUCACUGAUGGUAUGGCGUAAAUAAAUACGACACUUGGCUCUGCCAAUCCUGUCAUAAAUUUCAUUUCAUUUAGCUGCAAUUAUUUUGAAAGCAACAGAUGCAAAGUUUUUGAAUGCCUGCUUCCAUUUCAAGUGUUUUCUACGGAAAGAUCUAAACUCACGAAGGCGUCACUUUCUUUAAAGAUCACACGCGCUCCUUAAAGGGAAAGUUCACCCUGACAAAAAGUUUAUUGUAAAAAUAGCAGAAAAAAAUAAUAAAAAAUAUUGCCGAAGGUUUGAGAAAAAUUCAUCAAAUAAUUAAAAAGUUAUUAGAAUUUCAAUUAUUUGAUUUGUGACGUCAUAUGCGAGCAGCAUUCCUACAUAGCGAAUGGUAAAAAGUCAAUGAAAUGUCAUUUUCUCAGAAAAUUGAAAAUGGUUUUCUCUGUACCUUUUGUAUAUCAAUAUAGACAAAUCAUUUCACACCCAAUCAUGAAUAGAAAACAAAAUUAAGUCAUCAGGAACCAUACAAAAUUUGAAAUUCAUGCAUUUUAUAUUACAUAACACAUGGGGCAGCUGCUCGUUUAUGACGUCACAAAUCCAAAACUUUGAACUCUAAUAACUUUCUUACUCUUUAACGGAUUUUCCUCAAACCUUCACCAAUAUUUUUUAUUAUUUUUUCUGCGAUAUUUAGAACAAAGUUUUCUUCAGGGUGAACUUCCCGUUUAAUGUUUGCAAAAGGAAUGAUGAAUUUCCAUAAAUCUUAAUUUACCAAAACUGAGGUUGAUCGGUUUAAUCACAACUCUUUGUAUAAGACGCGUCUCGGUUGUACUUUGUUGUAAAAAAAUUGUGAAGUAUAAGAAAUAAAUUAACAUUCACAUUUAACUUCAUUAAAAGAAAAUUAUUAGUCAAUUAAUACUGUAGAAUUAAAGAUUGUAGAGAAAUCCCAACUAAAUUGAACUAUUAAUUAUCAUGAAACUUCUUGGUACUUUCUGUCAAGUUUCGUGUCCCCUUGAAGCUGUAAUUUUGGAUAUAUCAACCACAAUGACUUGAUGUAGUUCUAAGUUUGACUAAUGAAUAGAACGGACCAAAAGGGAGAGGCUAUGAAAAACAAAAACAACAUCAUUAAUUGCAAUAAUGAUGAAUACCAAUGUAUUUCAAUUUUAUACAUGAUAAAUUAAGAAGAAAAAAAGGAUGUGCGGUUUUAAAAUAAGCUGCAACCUGGUAUCUGAGUGCUUAUGCUUCAUUAAGGGAAACAUAAUUUGAUAAAUAGAUAAAGACGUACUACAAAUGAAACUCAAAUGUAAUUGAUACCCAAUCAUCAAGAUACUCACUGGAAUCUUUCGAUUGAUUUGAAAUUUGCAGGGAACCACUACAAAGCCUACAUUUGAAGUUUUCUUACUAAUUUUUAAAGUGCCAUUGCGUUAUGAAAUUGCUGAUUUUACUGUAUCGUGUAUUAUAAGCAUAUCUGGUUUGUGUCUGUUCU